AUGGCGAAACGACCGGCGGAGUCGUCUCUGGAGGAUUCCAUCACCGACUCUCCUGCAUCCAAACGAGCCCGAGUCCAGGACGUCCCCGACGAGGAUCUACCACCGCCGCCGCCAGAGAAUAAUGGGCAUGCGAAUGAGGAUGGAUUAAACGAUGAGGAUGAGGAUGAGGAUGACGACGAGGAGAACGAGCGAAGUGUAUCAAGACAGACAGCACCCACAGCCGGCUACUCGGAUCUCUACCUUGACACCAUAUCACGAACGCGCCUCGACUUCGAUUUCGAAAAAUUGUGCUCCGUAACGCUGUCCAACAUCAACGUAUACGCCUGCCUGGUAUGCGGCAAGUACUUUUCAGGUCGCGGCCCAAAAACACCCGCAUACUUCCACGCGUUGGAGGAAGGGCAUCACGUGUACAUCAAUAUGGAGACCAAGAAGGUGUGGGUCCUGCCCGAGGGGUACGAAGUCAAGAACAAGUCUCUGGACGACAUCAAAGUGGUGUGUGAUCCUCGCUUCACUCCGGAAGAAGUGCGCGCACUGGACAAAGCUCCCAAACCUGCGUGGGAUCUGCUGGGGAAGAAAUAUAUACCCGGAUUCGUCGGGUUGAACAACAUCAAAGCCAAUGACUACCUCAACGUUGUUGUGCAAGCUCUCUCACAUGUCGCACCACUGCGGAAUUUCCUCAUGCUAGAGGACCUAUCCUCCCGGCCACAGCUGGUACAACGCUUCAGUGUCAUGGUGCGGAAGAUUUGGAACCCCAAAGCAUUCAAAUCACACGUCUCGCCGCACGAGCUGAUACAAGAAAUCGCCCUGAAAUCAAACAAGAAGUUUCUCCUCACAGAACAAGCGGAUCCAGUCGACUUUCUCAGCUGGUUUCUCAACAACCUCCAUCUUGCUCUGGGCGGCAGCAAGACCAAACCACAAUCAUCCCUCAUUCAGAAAAUCUUCCAAGGCAGCUUGCGAAUCGAAUCACAAUCCAUCUCUGCGCGCGCAGAUGCCAGCGAUCGUUUACGAUUCGAAGAUGCGGGUGUGAUUGAAUCUCAGACCUCGCGUUUUACCAUUCUCACAUUGGAUCUACCGCCUGCGCCCCUCUUCCAAGACGAUGUUGAGAAGAACAUCAUCCCACAGGUACCGCUCACGACAGUACUGAACAAGUACAAUGGUACCGUAGCCCAAGAACGUCUCAACACACGCAUAAGGUAUCGAUUGAUGCACCCUCUGCCUCCAUACUUGAUCAUGCACGUCAAGCGAUUUCAAUCCAAUAAGUUCUUGCAAUCACAGCGAAAUCCCACGAUUGUGACUUUCAACCCUCGGAGCUUGGAUAUGUCACCAUAUGUGGAGCCAAACCCGAAGCUGCAUCCGUUAAACGAGCCACUCGUGUACGACCUUGUCGCGAAUAUCACGUACGAGGGUGUAAAGGUUAGAGAUGACAGUGUGGAGGGAGAGGCCGAGAAGAAGGUCUGGAAGUGCCAAAUCAAAGAAGGAGGGGAGGGUGGUUKGUGGGAGAUGCAGGACUUGUGGGUGGAAAAGGUCCAAGCCGAUCUGCUGUCUACGAAGGAAAGUUAUGUGAUGGUCUGGGAGAGAAGAAAGGGAACUAAAAGCGGGAAAGCAAGAGCUUGA
Molecule: messenger RNA, 1614 nt
Organism: Ramularia collo-cygni
Lineage: Eukaryota; Fungi; Ascomycota; Dothideomycetes; Mycosphaerellales; Mycosphaerellaceae
Product: related to SAD1-SnRNP assembly defective
Exons: 1
Coding region: 1-1614 (537 amino acids)
Biological process (GO): mRNA processing; spliceosomal complex assembly; protein deubiquitination
Molecular function (GO): zinc ion binding; cysteine-type deubiquitinase activity
Source: RefSeq, a predicted model, not a curated record